Molecule: messenger RNA, 1248 nt
Organism: Puma concolor (puma)
Lineage: Eukaryota; Metazoa; Chordata; Mammalia; Carnivora; Felidae
Gene: OMD
Product: osteomodulin
Molecular function (GO): protein binding
Source: RefSeq, a predicted model, not a curated record
AUGGGCUUUUUAAGUCCAGCAUGUGUCCUUUUCUGCUUUUUUGGAGUCAAAGUAUACUGCCAAUAUGAAAAUUAUCAAUGGGAUGAAGAUUAUGAUCAAGAGCCAGAUGAUGUCUACCAACCAGAAUUUCAAUUUCAUCAGAAUGAGGACUAUCAAGUUCCUUUUCAUCAGUACAUGUUAGGCUGUGCCACUGAAUGCUUCUGCCCACCCAACUUUCCAUCAUCAAUGUACUGUGACAAUCGCAAACUCAAGACUAUCCCGCGUGUCCCAGCUCACAUACAGCAAGUCUAUCUUCAGUUCAACGAAAUUGAGGCUGUGACUGCAGAUUCAUUCAUCAAUGCAACUUAUCUUAAAGAAAUCAAUCUCAGCCACAACAAGAUUACAUCUCAAAAGAUUGAUUAUGGUGUGUUUGCUAAGUUGUCAAAUCUACUACAACUUCAUCUACAGCAUAACAACUUAGAAGAAUUUCCAUUUCCUCUUCCCAAGUCUUUGGAAAGACUUCUUCUUGGCUACAAUGAGAUCUCCAGAUUGCAGACAAAUGCCAUGGACGGGCUAGUAAACUUGACAAUGCUUGAUCUCUGUUAUAAUCAUCUUGAAGAUUCCAUGUUACAAGAAAACAUACUUGCUAAAAUGAAAAAAUUAAUGCAGCUCAACUUAUGUAAUAACAGAUUAGAAUCCAUGCCUCCUGGUCUGCCUUCUUCACUUAUGUACCUGUCUUUAGAAAAUAACUCAAUUUCUUCCAUACCAGAAAAUUACUUCAGUGAACUUCCAAAACUUAAUGCUCUACGAAUGUCACACAACAAACUACAAGACAUCCCAUAUAAUAUUUUUAAUCUUUCCAACCUUAUAGAGCUCAAUGUUGGACACAACAAACUGAAACAAGCAUUCUAUAUUCCAAGGAAUUUACAACACCUAUACCUAGAAAAUAACGAAAUUGAAAAUAUCAAUGUUACAGUGAUGUGUCCAUCUAUUGACCCACUACAUUACCACCAUUUAACAUACAUUCGUAUGGACCAAAAUAAACUAAAAGAGCCAAUAAGCUCAUACAUUUCCCUCUGCUUUCCUCUUCUACACACUAUUUAUUAUGGUGAGCAAAGAGGCACUGAUGGUCAAACAAUACAGCUGAAGACCCAAGUUUUCAGGAGAUUUCAAGGUGAUGCAGAGAGUGAAGAACGUGAUGAUCAACAAGAAGGUCCAGAACAAGAAGAAACAGAAGAAAACAUUGACCCUCGCUAUUAUGGAAGUUAA